UCUGGGUUCCAGGCCCCGCCGGCCCUUCACGGGGUGGCCUGGUGGGGCUGGUGCAGGGGUCAGCGCCCUGGUUCAGCCCCCAAUGGCAAGAUGGGCUGGGGCAGGUAGAGACAAGGGUGAUGGGGUCAGAGGUCAUGGUAGCAUUCGAAUCUGCGUUCCAAAGGGGUCAGAGGUCACAGAGUGCCACACCAGAUUCAUGACAGCUGCCUGGUUCCUGAGCCCCACGCCCCAGUCCCAGUAAGGCGCCAGGGCUGGAGUGGAGUCUACUGGGGGCCGCUGGGAUUGUGGAGGAGUCUCCCCAGCUUGUCCUGAGCCACAGUCUCUGCCUCUCCCACCAUGCCGCACAUCGAUAAUAACAUCAAGCUGGACUUCAAGGAUGUCUUGCUGAGACCCAAGCGCAGCACCCUGAAAUCCCGGAGCGAGGUGGAUCUCCUCCGCUCGUUCACCUUCCGCAACUCACACCAGACGUAUAGCGGGAUCCCCAUCAUUGCUGCCAACAUGGACACUGUGGGCACCUUCGAGAUGGCCAAAGUCCUUUGCAAGUUCUCACUCUUCACUGCCAUCCACAAGCACUACAAGCUGGAGGAGUGGAAGGAGUUUGCUGCCCAGGAGCCCGAUUGCCUGCAGCACGUGGCGGCCAGUUCAGGCACCGGCCCCUCAGACUUCGAGCAGCUGGAGAAGAUCCUGGAGGCCCUACCCCAGCUGCGCUACAUCUGCCUGGACGUGGCCAACGGCUACUCGGAGCACUUUGUCCAGUUCCUGCGGGAUGUGCGCAAGCGCUUCCCCGACCAUACCAUCAUGGCUGGGAACGUGGUGACGGGGGAGAUGGUGGAGGAGCUGAUCCUCUCUGGAGCUGACAUCAUCAAAGUGGGCAUCGGACCAGGUUUGGUCUGUACCACUCGGAAGAAGACAGGGGUGGGGUACCCCCAGCUGAGCGCUGUCCUGGAAUGCGCCGAUGCAGCCCACGGCCUCAACGGGCACAUCAUCUCGGACGGGGGCUGCAGUUGCCCGGGGGAUGUGGCUAAGGCGUUUGGUGCCGGCGCAGACUUUGUCAUGUUAGGGGGGAUGCUGGCGGGACACACGGAGUCGGGGGGGGAGCUGAUUGAGAGGGGGGGCAAGAAAUACAAACUCUUCUAUGGGAUGAGCUCCGAGGUGGCCAUGAAGAAAUAUGCCGGGGGAGUGGCGGAGUACAGGGCGUCGGAGGGCCGGGCGGCGGAGGUGCCGUUCCGGGGCGCCGUGGAGAACACACUGCGGGAUGUGCUGGGCGGGCUCCGUUCCACCUGCACCUACGUGGGCGCCGCGAAGCUGAAGGAGCUGAGCCACCGAACCACCUUCAUCCGUGUCACCCCGCAGGGGCCCCCCCUCUUCGGGGCAGGCGAGUAGAGGCCCCCAGUGCACCCCAGCACAUCCAGGGGCAGGGAUCCCCAGUGCACCCCACCACAUCCAGCGGCCCCAUAAUGAACUCCAGCUUUGAGGGUCAGGCCCCACGCUGAGGAGAGUUUUGCCCAUUGAUCCCCAUCUUUGAGGGGCUGAGGCCCAGCCAUGAGGACCCCCUGCCUUGGGCACCCCAAUAUUCCCCUCCCGAAAGCGGGGCGGCAGCAGCGCUCAGCUCUGCCCCUCAGGACAGAGGGGGCAGAGCCAAGGGAUCCCCGAAUUUUCCCCAAUUAUUCCAUUCCCUGGAGCAGCCCCUGAUGUUGGGGGUGGCAGAAGGGAUCCCCAAGUCCCUCCCCGCCUUCUCCAGGGGGCCCAUCCCCCCAAGGGUCGUCUCCCCCUACUCUGCCAGAGGGGGCUAUGGGGCACCCCCCAAAUGGAGACCCAGGGGGGGACCGGGCUGAAUCAUGUACAGUGUUUAUUUGGUGUCACCAAUUAAAGGCUUUGUGGGGCA
Molecule: messenger RNA, 1885 nt
Organism: Chrysemys picta bellii (western painted turtle)
Lineage: Eukaryota; Metazoa; Chordata; Testudines; Emydidae
Source: RefSeq, a predicted model, not a curated record